AUGCUGCCCAAGAAGUGCUCCAUCCUCCUGCCCUCGUACACUAACCUCAGUCCCCUCUACUAUUCCCACGCUGGGAGCUGCUCAGGUCCCCAGCCGGGCAAGUCAUGCCGUCAUAGAUUCGCACGUCCUGAGGCCGCAACACAGCGGCGCUCCUACGCCCAACACCAGGACGCGCCCGCCUACCGCGAUGACGCAGAGCUGCUCAGGUGGCCAGACGCCGUGAAGCCGCACAAGACACCCACGCCCUACCAGAUCCUGAAGUGCCGCAAGGGCGACGCCUACACGAAGCACCGCUUCUAUGCCCUCGUCAAGCUCUACCACCCCGACCGCUGCCAUGCCGAGUCGGCCAUCGCCCAGCUGCCCCUCCACGUGCGUCUCGAGCGCUAUCGGAUGCUAGUCGCCGCCCACGACAUCCUCUCCGAUGUCCAGAAACGCAAAGCGUAUGAUGCCUGGGGCCACGGCUGGGCCGGUCACCACCAGAUGCCCAUGGCCCCCCGUCAUAACGACUGGCACUAUGAUCCACAUCGCUGGAAUACGGAUCCGCGUACCAAUGCGACCUGGGAGGACUGGGAGCGCUGGCACUACGAGAACGGCGGCGGCGCCAAGGACACAGACGCCCGCACGAUUCAGAUGUCCAACUUUACCUUCAUGGCCCUCAUCUUCGCCUUUGUCAGCAUAGGCGGCGUCGUGCAGGGCACUAGAUUCAACACCUUCAACAACUCGGUCAUAGAGCGGCGCGACCAGAUCCACCGCGAGGCGAGUAUGGAGUACAGCCGGAGCAGGAAUGCCACUCUGAGCUCAAGUGGAGAUCGCGACGAGCGCAUACGCACCUUCCUUAAUCACAGGGAGUCGACUAUAGUCGGCGAGCAGUCCUACCAGCGCUUACUCCCGCCCGCCGACACCUGCUCGCCUGAUGAGAUCAGGAGGCAGUAA
Molecule: messenger RNA, 933 nt
Organism: Alternaria incomplexa
Lineage: Eukaryota; Fungi; Ascomycota; Dothideomycetes; Pleosporales; Pleosporaceae
Exons: 1
Coding region: 1-933 (310 amino acids)
Source: RefSeq, a predicted model, not a curated record